AUGGGAAGCUCUUAAUGUUGCUCUAGCUAAACUGAUGAGAAAUCUGAAAUCAUUAUUAAAAACGAGAUCGUUGAUAAGUCCUCCAAGAGAUCCAUUAACAAGUCAUCCAAAAAAUAAUAAGAGUAUUCGUUUACUCAAAUUAAGGGCUCCUAAUUCCAAGGAGAAACUAAUUGUCCAUUCCAAAAAAGAAGAUGAGCCAGCCACUCCUGGAUUUGCUGAUCUCAAAUCAUAUGGAAGCAAGCGUUCAGAAUAAUCUUAAAAACAAAUAUAAUUAGUAGCAGAAAUUGAUGUUAAUCCUGAAGACAUUUUAAAAAAUAAUGAGAAUAUUUAACAAAGUCCUAUCUAAUCAUAACGUUCUUUAAAGAAAAAAAGAAAAGAUGAUUCACCAAUUUGUGAUUUUCAACCCAAGAAUUCUCUGAAAUCUUUCGAUUCCAAAAAAUUGACAAAACUAAAAUCUUUGUCUGAACACAAAGUCAGAUUUGAGGAUAACAAAGAUAAUGAUAGUUAAAGAAGCAAUAGUGCAGACAAUAAAUCAGUCAAAAGCAUUAUGAAAUCAGAAUUAAAAUAUAGUCAAUUUCGAAAAAUGUAAACACAGGGUGAUGUAGAAUCUAGGAAGAAAGUCUAAUUUUCAAUUAAUAAAUGAUAAAACUAUAGUCAUUCUUUAUAUCUUAAG
Paramecium octaurelia is the source of this 673-nucleotide messenger RNA. Lineage: Eukaryota; Ciliophora; Oligohymenophorea; Peniculida; Parameciidae. The record is from the annotation of a GenBank genome assembly.